Molecule: messenger RNA, 1969 nt
Organism: Meira miltonrushii
Lineage: Eukaryota; Fungi; Basidiomycota; Exobasidiomycetes; Exobasidiales; Brachybasidiaceae
Exons: 1
Coding region: 257-1663 (468 amino acids)
Biological process (GO): regulation of transcription by RNA polymerase II
Molecular function (GO): RNA polymerase II cis-regulatory region sequence-specific DNA binding; DNA-binding transcription factor activity, RNA polymerase II-specific; protein dimerization activity
Source: RefSeq, a predicted model, not a curated record
AUGACGUGCGAUUUCCAUGCAAGCGCCUUUUCAGUGUUAGAUAACGCUCAAACAAAUCAAAGAUUGUGGGAAUUGGAUCAGACUGUCGUUAGACACUUGCACAAAGGUACGCAACUUUGAAGGUCCUCUUUCCUCAUCUUCCAAGCACACAUUGUACCUUGUAGGAUUGCAAGCCAGAUGAUGAGCACAAAGGUAGGAAGGUUGUCUCAUUCACUUCAUCUUGUUCUCCCUACUCACAUCAUCCUCACUUCCAAAUAUGGCAGCUAAUAGCAAUGAUGGAGAAGCAGUAACCUCAAAUGGAUCCACAAGCACAACCAACACCACUCGCAAGAAUAGACCAUUACGAAGAAAAACAUCCCACAGCGUGAUCGAACGAAGGAGACGAGAGAAGAUCAAUGAAGGUCUGAUCAGCUUACAACAUCUCGUGCCAGCAUGUAGGGAUGAAUUGCAUGAGCUUUUGCUAUCAAAAGCACAAAGUAAUAAACGUAAUCUCAAACGAUCAAAACAAGAAGUUGAAAAAGAAGUGGAGGGAUUAUUGCAACAAAAGAUUGAAAGUCAAAUGGUUUUAGAAAAGUUGUGUAUCAUCAGUCAUACGGUCGAUUAUGUUCGUGAAUUACAAGCAUCUUUGGCUGCUUAUCGUAAAAUGUGUGGUUGUUCGCCACCUUUGGCUGCUCAAGAUGGAGCUGCACCUGCAAAAACUCAUGGACAAGUUCAUCUGAUGGACCCAGAAGGGGACGAAUAUCUGAUUAAGGCAGGGAGCAAACAUGCUGAUGGUUCCGAAUCAUCUCCCGAAGCUGAAGAAGAUUGUAUCAAAUGUACGAUCAGUCGUGCUAAGCGAAGACGGCACUGGGGAAGCAAUCAUCCGCUCCAGCUAGCAACCGUUCAUACAUAUGACGGUUCAUCCUCCAACACGCAAGAGCAUCAAUCACGUCUUGAGCGUCCUCGUCGUAAAGCUGCUCCUACCCUACACACGAUGCGAGAAGAAAGCGUUGAAAGUAUUUCUGAGGAUGGCGAAAUUUCUGCUAGAAGUCUGCCGAACACAGUCAAUCAAGAAAGUGACGAAAUCAUUGAUGGUGACAGUGAUGAUAAUGCAAGUGAUCUUGCUUUGGAUGAUUGGCAAGAACGUAGACAAAGUCAUACAGACAAUGGUCCAGUCACACCCCCUUUACCGUUCUCUGUGAGUUAUACGCAGCUGUAUCACACUUGCUCUCUUCGUGAUGAGCGUCACAAACAUGACAGACGCUUGCAAGAUGCUGGUCAAAUAAAUCUGGAAGAUGCAAACAUACCUGCCCCGAACAAAUCUAGAUCAUUGAUGCACCCUUAUGCAAGAAGCAGCAGCGAUGGCGAGCAGCAAAAUAUCGCACACCCUCCGACUUUCAGUCGAAAGCGCAGAGCUACUGAAAUUUCAAGUUAUGCCAAUGAUGACUACGGCACGCAAAAAGAAGUGAAGAGGGGAAAAUCGAUUGAUUCAUCGGACAAGACACUGAACAACAAAGAGACAUGUACGGAUUGCAUGACCCCGAACACUUACAUCAUGGGACCGAAGCUUGGACCCAAUCACCGCAAUGCUGUCCGUCAAACUUCGCCGAGCGAUCGACUUUUGCAUCAUUCAGCUGAUGCGAAUCGAUUGGACUUACUAGCAAAUGUCGUCUCACGCAAUUGAUCUCGAGCAGGUCUUUAAUGAUGUACAAUUUUUGUACAAAUGCAAAAUGAAAUUUGAUGAAUACUUUUGCCCCUUCCAAAAACACUGCAUUGCCGAAGACUUUGUGUAGCUAAAAGGGUUUGAAUACGGACGCCCUCAGCUGUGCUGAUGUACAGGAUUUUAUUAAUGAUGUGAAUGGUGGUUGAAGACCAGGCAUGUGAAACAAAUCUAUGUGACAAACUGUAGAUGCUGAUCUACUGAUGAAUGAUUGGUGUAAGUCGUAACAAGAGUCUCAAGAAAGGCGUGUGUGUCGAUCAACACAACUUU